AUGAGUCCAAGCAAAUCUUGUUUUUUCAAGAAAAAUAGGAUUCUUGAACCACAUGUGCAAAGGAGACUUGAAUUAAAUGAUAGUGCAGGAAUUAGGAUGAACAAAAAUUUUACUUCACUUGUGCUUGAAGCUGGAGGGCAUGAGAAGUUGUCAUAUUUAGAGAAAGAUUAUAGGAAUCAUAUGGACAAAGUUCGUCGUUUGAAACUCGAGAAAGGAGAUGCCACUGCAAUGUAUGAUUAUUUUGUGAAAAUGCAAGCUGAUAAUUCAGAAUUUUUUUAUGUCCUAGAUUUGGAUGAAGAUGGCAAAUUACUAAAUGUAUUUUGGGUUGAUGCAAGGAGUAGGGCUGCAUUUAAAGAGUUUGGCGAUGUGGUUACAUUUGACACGACAUACUUGGUAAAUAAGUAUGAUAUGCCCUUUGCCCCAUUUAUUGGGGUCAACCAUCAUGGACAGUCGACAUUGUUAGGUUGUGGACUCAUUUCACAUGAAAAUACAGAAACAUUUACAUGGUUGUUUAAGUCUUGGCUUGCAUACAUGCUUGGAUGUCCUCCAAAUGCUAUUAUUAUAGAUCAAGAUAAAGCCAUGAAAAAUGCUACACAAAUUGUUUUCCCUAAUGUGCGUCAUCGAUGGUUUUAUGAUUCCUUAACAAAAAAGGAGUUUGAAGAAAAUUGGAACAAAUUGAUAGAGAAUUAUCAACUUGAAGGCAAUGAAUGGUUAUUUGGAUUGUUUGAGGAUAGAUAUCAAUGGGUACCUGCAUUUGUCAAAGAUAUUUUUUGGGCGGGAAUGUCAACCACACAACGAAGUAAAAGCAUGCACGCAUUCUUUGAUGGGUACAUCAACUCAAAAAUCACUUUGAAACAAUUUGUGGAGCAAUAUGAGAAUGCUUUGGCGAAGAAGGUGGAAAAUGAAAAUGGUGAAGAAUUUAAUUCUCUCAACUCAUACAUCACAUGCAUAACUCAGUAUCCAUUUGAGAAGCAAUUUCAAAAAGCUUACACUAUUGCAAAAUUUAAGGAGUUCCAACAGGAGGUUGUAGGACAGCUUCAUUGCAAUUUAUCUUUGUAUACACAAGGUCCUGAUUUUUCUGUAUAUGAAGUGAGUGAAGAUGUUCCAUUUGGAGAGAACUUUCGAUUAGCAACUUUCAUUGUCUAUUUUGAUAAGGAAAACUUUGACACAAAUUGUAGUUGUCGACUGUUCGAGUUUAGGGGAAUAGUGUGCAGACAUCAAAUUGUGGUAUAA
Molecule: messenger RNA, 1233 nt
Organism: Camellia sinensis
Lineage: Eukaryota; Viridiplantae; Streptophyta; Magnoliopsida; Ericales; Theaceae
Source: RefSeq, a predicted model, not a curated record